AUGCCUCGUUCGAAGAAGGGAGGACGCUCUCGCAAGAAGAAGCAGCCGGAAACGGCCGCUUCAACGGCCCCAGUUACUUCUGAGGCGCCCACAGCACCUGUUUUACCGGGCCCUUCCGACAAUUCGAGGGAAGAUGCCAGUGUGAGCACGGCAGCCAGGCAAGAGCCGACCAUCUCGCAGCUGGCCAGGCGACGCCUGGAGUUGGAGCUCUUGACUGCACAGCAGGCUUUGACUGCCAUGUUAAUUGAAGAGCAACGGACUUUAGUCACCAAACCCAGUGCUCUGCCGCCGGUGGAGGAGAAGACAGACGUUAUCGACUAUCUAGCCAAAAAAGGUUACACUAGAACCGAAGCCAUGCUCCGAAUGGAGUCCGCGAAUCAGGAAAUUGAUGGGCGGUCUUUGCCCCAGCUCAGCGAAGACCAGCGUCCCAAAUACAGACAGGGCUUCGAUUUGACUAAGGUCUGGAUCGAGGACAACUUGGACUUGUACAAGCCGGAACUGCGACGUGUCCUGUGGCCUCUGUUCGUCUACUCUUUCCUUGACCUCGUGAGCUCCUUCUAUCCACAGGAUGCCAAGCAGUUCUUUGAGACGAACAAAAACCUGUUCCUCCCGGAACAUGCGGAAGACAUCCGUGCACUGGAGCCUAUCAGUCUUCCAGAGCAUGUCCAGGACAAUACGGUUGCGAAGAUUUACCGCGGCAACAAGUAUCGUUUGAUCCUCAGCAAUCCUGCUUUUUCGAAUCUCAUGCAGUUCUUGGAGAAUAAGCACAAGGAAGGAGGCUCGGUCAUGUCUGCGAUUCUCAGCAGCUACUGUACGAUCAUCACAAAGGAGCGUGCUGCAGAUGACCGUUUCAGCUUUGCUGCCAUGCUUGGUCGCGCCCGUGAAAGCGAGACGUUCCCUGCUGAAGACGAAGGAAUUCCUGGUCACCAUCCAGGUUCGGCCUACACUGGGGACAACCCUGCUAUGACGGGUACCCUGCCUAGACUCAAGCUGGGAAAGCUCCCCCCGGAGCCAGAACUUGAGGGUGACGUUCGGGCGGAGCUGGAAGAGUACGACGCAAAGAACCCGCCUCCCCCAGGUCGUAAUACUCUCGUCCAGGAAUAUGAUCAGAUGAUCAAGAAAGAGGAGGAUGAGGAGGCUCCUAGCCGUGCUGAGAUCCCUUUCCCUCCGUCUACUGCUCGUGAUGUUGCCAUCGAGGUCCAGAGGGUCAAGGAGAACCGUGACAGAUUCAGGAUCGAAGGUCGUACCGGCGGUGUUGGUCCCGCAGUGAGCGUUUGCAUGUUCACGUUCCACAACACCUACGAUAGAUUGACCUGCCUUGACUUUUCGGACGAUAACAUGCUCGUGGCAGCUGGCUUUGAGGAGUCUUACAUCCGGGUCUGGAGUCUUGAUGGCAAAGAGAUAAAGCCCACUCAUGCCGGUCUGGAGGACGUCACGCCACCUUCCAACUCCAAACGCCUCUUUGGCCAUUCUGGUCCUGUCUACGCGGUGGCUUUUGCUCCAUCCGCAGCCCGUACGGAAGGCGAGCUUGCUCCAACUAAUGCUCGUUGGCUUCUUUCGUCUUCUGCCGAUAAGACCAUCCGGCUGUGGUCCCUUGAUCUGUGGCAGUGCAUGGUGGUGUACAAGGGCCACGAUCAGCCAGUGUGGGAUUUGAGCUGGGGUCCUUUCGGCUACUACUUUGUUUCUGGGGGCCAUGACAAGACCGCUCGACUGUGGGUAACUGACCGAAUCCGCCAGCAGCGCAUCUUUGCUGGUCACGACCAGGAUGUCGAUUGCGUUUGUUUCCAUCCAAACUCGGCUUACGUGUUUACCGGUAGCUGCGACCACACAGUUCGCAUGUGGGCCGUCACCACUGGAAACUGUGUUCGCAUGUUCACGGGCCAUACCGGCAACAUUACUGCUCUUGCAUGCAGCCGCAAUGGAAAGAUUCUGGCGUCUGCGGAUGACCAUGGAUCCAUCUUCUUGUGGGAUCUGGCUCCUGGCAGGCUCUUGAAGCGCAUGCGUGGGCACGGCAAGGGCGGCAUCUGGUCGCUGAGCUGGAAUGUUGAGUCUAAUGUGUUGGUGUCCGGUGGCGCUGAUGGCACCGUUCGCGUGUGGGAUAUUAACCCUCCUGCCCCGGAGCCGUCGGGAAGCCAGACUCGCGCUGGCGGAGAAGGCUCAUCUGGUACGAAAAUCGAUACGAAUGCGACCGCUGCGAGCACUCAGGCUUCCGCUUCUGUCGGACCCGGUGCGGGCAAGAAGAAAGGCAAAGAGAAUGUGGUGACUCCUGACCAAAUUAGCGCCUUCCCUACGAAGAAGAGUCCUGUCUACAAGGUCAAGUUCACGAACAUGAACCUGAUCAUUGCUGGAGGCGCUUAUCUGCCUUGA
Messenger RNA from Rasamsonia emersonii CBS 393.64, 2367 nucleotides. RefSeq lists its product as uncharacterized. Gene Ontology annotation, cellular component: transcription factor TFIID complex. Bases 1 to 2367 code for a protein of 788 amino acids. Gene Ontology annotation, molecular function: RNA polymerase II general transcription initiation factor activity; protein binding. The record is from RefSeq and is a predicted model, not a curated record. The transcript is spliced from 5 exons. Lineage: Eukaryota; Fungi; Ascomycota; Eurotiomycetes; Eurotiales; Trichocomaceae. Gene Ontology annotation, biological process: transcription initiation at RNA polymerase II promoter.